CUCCAACAGCUAGCUGGCUAGGGCGUUGCUAGCGGCAGAAAGUGGGAUUUUUGGUACCUUUCCGCAAGUUAUAUCCUUGUACAAAUAACAUCCGGCGUUGGAAAAAAAAAGCGUUUGGUGUUCGCUAAAAGUUUUAAGCGCCUCGGUGGCUUUUUGUCGUUGUUUACAGCGGACUGGUGAUACUUUCUGUCCCGUUAGCUGGCCACAUAGCUAGCCUGCUUCCAUCCACGGGAAUUCUGCCGAGAAACGACUGAAUUCUGGAAACAUGGAGUCAAGGAUCGUCGCGCUGUGCUAACCGACUUCACUGGAUUUUCUUUCCUCAAGGAGACUUUUUGAAGGACAUAACACGGAGACAUAUCGCAAGCCAGUCAACAUUCAUGCCGUGUUGUAUAUAUAUAUUUCGGUGGUUGGCCGGCUCAUUGUUGUGAACGGGAGUUUGCUUAGUUUGCACUCGAAACAAGAGCAUACGAAGCAAAGUUUUUUGCUGAAAGAGCUCAUCUGUUUUGUUAGCUGGUAGCUGGCGAGAUUCAACGCCAGCCAGCUUUCUGUGAGAAAGGUUUUUCUAAAAAAAAAAUAGACGUUUUUACUUUAGUCGACCAUCUAACCCGUUUGUUUUUUUAAAUCGUUCACCGGUAUAACAUUAGCUGCUUGCUAAUUUGUAACACGGGUCGUUUAAACUCGGUAUCGAGCGAUUCUCAUGGUCACGGGAGAGUCGUCCCCACAGCCGCAGACAGGCAUUUCUGGGAGCAGGGAAUACCAAAUGGGACUGGAGGAAUUUCCAGCAUCUUCAAAGAUCAUUUAGAGGAUCCGAGGCCAUUCAGCCGAGCUGGGGUGGUGGCAGACGGACUACAUCGCAGGGCCAAGACGAAUGCCAGAGAAGGACACUCCAGGAAAUCGCCUCAUCACACUCUGGAAAAUGUUAAUCGGAUAUAAUUUGCUGCAAAUCUAGAACCGGAAGCCCAAUGAGUGACACACAGUCCAGCUUUACUGACAGGUUUCCCAAGAAAGCAAACAGAACUAGCAGCAUUCUCAGUAAAGACCACCCCCCGGACAGGAAACCCAAAAGUGACAAAACCUCACUUCCCUCCAAUGAGUUUGACCCUACAGAAGCUCUGGUGGUGCAGAAGAGUGGCAGCAGCAGUGUGCUAGCAGAGGGGAAGCCUGAGUCCUGUGGUCUGGUCCAGAGAUGUGUAAUCAUCCAGAAAGAUGAAAAUGGCUUUGGGCUCACUGUCAGCGGUGACAACCCAGUGUUUGUGCAGCUUGUCAAAGAAGAUGGGGCUGCUAUGCGGGCAGGUGUUCAGACAGGAGACAGGAUCAUCAAGGUUAACGGGACCCUUGUUACACAUUCUAAUCACAUUGAGGUGGUGAAGCUUAUCAAAUCUGGCUCCUAUGUGGCCCUCACAGUGUUGGGGCGCCCUCCAGGGCUCACCCAGAUCCCCUUGUCUGAAGCAGAGUCUGAGAUGUUGGGCGUUAGUAUUUCAUCUCCUAACUCGCCAGCAGCGGAACGCCCCUACAGUCCCCUGGACCGCCUCUCCUCCACUCAACCACCAUGGGAUGAGAAUAGCAGCGUCUGCAGCCAGAGGGUUGACAUGUUGCAAAAGAUGCUCUCAAAAGAGCAGCAGGAGCUGCAGGCCAUGAAGGAGGAGUACAGCAGGAACCCCUCCCCCAAACUACUGAAAGACAUCCAGGAAGCUAAGAAACACAUUCCUCAGCUGCAGGGUCAGCUCUUCAAGGCCACUGGGGCAACACAGGAGGCUGUUCCAGGUGGUGAUGCAGAUGAUGGUAGCAUGUUUGAGACAGAGCACACUCCCUCUAAGGGAGACAACAGUACAGACCUGUCCUGGAGCACCACUCCUAUAUCUCGUGGAUUUGGACCUGGAUCUCCAGAGAGUCUUUACCUAAGAGAGUCAUCCUGCCCCAGCCCAAAGAGCACACCCAGGAACAGCUUCAACUCCUGCCACUCUCCAGAGGGGGAGGACGCCACUGACCUGGUAACCAUGAGACCUUUUAACACAGAGAUGGCGCUAAAGGGCAGCUACAAGGACUCUCUGUCCCCUACCACAGUCAGCAGUCCCUCUUCCUCCCGCCUCGUCUCGCAAAUCAUUGGAGCUGAGGAUGACUAUUUUGAUUCAGACCAGGAGCAGACAAAUGGCCAGUGCAACAGCUUUAACAGCAUCGAGCAGCUCAAGUCUCGUCCCGCCCACCUCGCAGCCUUCCUUCACCAUGUCAUCUCUCAGUUCGACCCUGCUCCUGUGCUGUGCUACCUCUACGCUGACUUCUACAAGCAGACCAACUCCAAAGAGACCAGACGGGUGUUCAUGGACCUUCACACCUUCUUCAUUGACCGUGGAGCAAAUUUAAAAGUUGCUGUUCCUGAAUCCAUCUCUACUGAUCUCGACCGCCGGCGGACAGAACUGAUCCCAGAGGAAAUAAACAGACAACAUGUUCAAACGCUACAGGACUCUCUGCUCCCUGACAUCCAGAAGAACCUCGAGGAUUUCAGGCAGAAGCGCAGUAUGGGCCUAACGGUGGCUGAAGUAGAGCUGGCCAGACUGGACCAAGAGAGAGUUAGAGACCGUGUCACUCAGGAGCGAGAACGCUCAUAUGCUGAAAACAUCAUCACCAAGAUAGAGGAUAUUCUGUUAACUACUCAGACCACAGAGGAAGAGAAAUGCACUACAAUGCAGUAUGUCAUCUAUACAUACAUGAAGCACCUUGGUGUGAGGGUCAAGGAACCUCGCAGUCUAGAGUCAAAACGGGUCAGGAUCAACUUUCUUCCCAAGAUCAAGAAAAGCAUCAAGACAGAAAAGGAAGGAGAAGAGAAGGUGAAGAAAGCCAGAUUUCCCAGUAUACUUGGACCUCAGCGUCGGCCCAGCCGCAUCGAAGCUGCAUCGGUGGGUAAAGCCUUGGAUGGUCGCCCCCGGCCACAGAAACAGUUGUCUCAGCCUACACUGGGAGCGAGUGAUCACAUGGAUGCCGGUCGUCUGAGAGGCAGCCAAUCGAGCGAGGGCUCUGAGCUCACACACUCCAUGUCUGUCAACACCUCAUCCCCAAACAGCGCCACCUACAGCUCAGACACCAGCCGAGACGCUGAUAUGGGUGGGACUCCGACCUCAGGCCCCUCCAGACUGAGUGACGGCCUUCAGUCCGACCCUCUUGAUGGGCUGUCGCACAUUGAUCUUUACAACCUGGACCAACUGCAAGAGGAUGACAGAGAAAGCGACAGAGCCCACGAGGGAACACCAAAGGCCAUAAGAAGGCUGGAGGGACUGGGUGCAGCUGAUGUCCAGAGUGAGGACGACCAGGGAACAGACUCUGAGCAUGACCCUCCGAACUGGCAGCAGCUGGUGGGGCGAGAGGUCCUCGCAGGUCUCAGGCCUCAGGAAAUCAAGAGACAAGAAGUCAUCAAUGAGCUGUUCUAUACAGAGCGUGCACAUGUGAGGAUGCUGAAAGUUUUGGACCACGUUUUCUACCAGAAGCUCUCCAAAGAGGCCAUCCUGCCUCCUGCUGACAUCAAGAACAUCUUCACCAACCUGGAGGAGAUUCUACAGCUGCACGUUUCAAUACUGGAGCAAAUGGCAGCCGUUCGGAAGAGAAAUGAGUCUUCAGUAAUUGAUCAGAUAGGAGACGACUUGCUCUCUUGGUUCAGCGGUGGAGAGGAGGAAAAGAUCAAGCAGGCGGUGGGGACGUUCUGCAGCAACCAGCCUUUUGCUUUGGAGAUCAUCAAGAGCAAGCAAAAGAAAGACUCGCGAUUUACUUCGUUCAUCCAGGAGGCAGAGAGUAACAGACUGUGUCGCCGGCUGCAGCUUAAGGACAUCAUUCCUGUAGAGAUGCAACGGCUCACCAAGUACCCCCUGCUGCUAGACAACAUUGCCAAGUACACAGACGACGCAGUGGAGAAGGACAAAGUGAAGCAGGCAGCAGACUGCUGUAGAAAGAUCCUCAAUCACGUCAACCAGGCUGUGAAGGAGUCUGAGGACAAGCAGAGGUUGGAGGACUAUCAGAGAAGAUUGGACCUCUCCUCUUUAAAGCAGACAGACAACCCCAUGAUCCUCGAGCUCAAGAACUUGGAUCUAACCAAGAGAACAAUGGUACAUGAGGGACCACUCUCAUGGAAAGUGAACAAGGACAAGACUAUCGAGUUGUACACACUCCUCCUGGAGGACAUCCUGGUUUUGCUCCAGAAACAAGACGAGCGUCUGAUUCUUAAGUGUCACAGUAAAAAUCUGGCAGGCAGCGCAGAUACCAAACAUAUCUUCAGCCCCAUCAUCAAACUCAACACUGUGCUGGUGCGCUCCGUGGCCACAGACCACAAGUCUUUCUUCGUCCUAUCCAUGUCUGACAACGGAGCCCAGAUCUAUGAGCUGAUGGCACCCACAGUUUCAGAUCAGAGAACAUGGCAGCGUCUAAUCACCCAGAGAGCUGAUGCCAUGAAAGUCAAACCUCACAGCGUCAUACCAUUACCUCAGACCGAUGGGGAGAGAGACGGUGUGGAGAUCAUUACAGAAGGUGUUUCCAGGCUGAGUCGAGACGCAGACCGCACAUCCACCGGCAGCACCCAGUCCACAGAUAAAGAGAGCAGUCCAGCUCCCAGAAGUGUGACGCAGAGUUCUCUACCUGGUAAUAAUCCCUUUGAGGGAGUGAAGGCAGAGGAAGAGGAGGAGGAGGAAGGUUUUGUGGACCCAGAGCUUUCCUACCAAGUGGCUGAAGAGGGCAAAGAAGGAGACUCGUUUAACAUGUUUCCCUCCAGAGCAGACGAAGCACUGAAAACAUUGGCAGCAUUAAAGCAGGUGUUGGUGACCCAGCUGAUGUCCCAGGAGGCUGUAGAGCAAACCAAACGCUCCACAGGGGCACGUCUCCUUAGGACCACCUCUCUGCGGACCCCUGUAGACAGCCGCGCACGGGUGAUGGUUCACAAUGGCUCAGAGAAGAACAGCUCCCAGACAGAGGACCCGACUCAGGACCUGGGCUCCGGGGACACGGGCUUCUUCGAUUCUCCUGAAGAUUAUGCAGGGUAUUUAGUCCUGGAGGGUUACGGUGGCCCAGGGGAGAGCAGCACAGAUGAUGACAUAUUGGCAUCAACCACAGGGAAGCAGCUGAGAACCUCACAAGGCUGUGCUGCCGACUCUGGCAUCAACUUGAGGUUUUCUUCAGCGUCACAGGCUGGCAGCCUCUCCUCUUUUAGCAGACAGGUCUUGUCUCACCUUAGAAACCUUCAGGCCAACCUCAACUAUCUGAAGGAGGUUGAGGCCAAGUACAAUAAUCUAAUACGCCAAAGGCCAGAGAGGCCAGCAGCAGACACGGAUGGAAACAAAGAUAAGAGAUAGUGGAAGUCUGUACCGCAGUCUUUGGCUCUGGUCCCAAAGAGGAAGUACUGACUUGUAGUCUGUUCCUACUUCUUGUGUCCUGGACUUUCUGGACAUCCUAUAAGCUUGUCCUCUCACUGCUGAGCCCCCCUUCUUUCCAUCGCCAUCGCCUAUGGUUGCCACAGAGAAUGAGAGACUGAGUGUGAGCAGAAACAUUUGAAGGGUGGAGUCAUCUUUGUGAUGCCGCGCCCCCCUCCAUUAGCACAAGGCAAUCAGGGAAGUGGGAUUGCCCCCUAUAACCUCACCCCUCUACCAUCUAACACCCAUUUUCCCCGGACCUCCCUGCAAGAAAGAGAACUUAUACCAAAAUGUACAAAGAUGUGUGUUUAGAAUAUAUAUAUAUGAAACACAAAACAAGAAAAGGAAAUUUUAAGAUAAUGUAUUAAGAUUUUUUUUUUUAUCCCAAGAUGUAUUUAUUUUCUUUCUUUUCAUUUUUUAAAAGUGUUUCCCACAUUGCUUGCAUGCUUUUGGCCAUGGUGUUAACUUUUUGGCUGCUUUUCCUGCUACAGGGUUAGUGUGACUGUGUGAGCAGACAAGCACGCUAGCCUAGCGUACCCUGAUGAAAUGGCAGGAAUAUAUUCAGACUGAUAGAGGCCAGAGUUGCACUGGUGAUGGAUAGAUCCCAUUGUGUUACAAACUCUUGAAUUGUGUUAAAGUCUAGAAUUUCAGAUGAAUUCUAGGUGUGGUGUUAACUAGAAUGAAGAGUCUGAAGGCUCUGAUCUGGUCCUGUUGCAUUUCCUUGCUGCCUCCUCCUCGUUCCUCCUCCUCCCCCUCACUGUGAGGGCUAUUUUGCCUCUCGUCUUGCCCCUUAUCUCCUUUGCGUGUAACUCUCUCCCUUCUUUUCCCUGUAAACACUUAUGGGUGUCAUCCUUCUCCUUUUCCUCACAGCCCAGUGGCUUUCAUGCUUAUUUAUCCCCUCCCACACUCUAUAUGUCAUGCUUCCUCAUCUGCCUUCGGGUAUCUUCAUGGAGCGCUCAUGCUCUCUCUGUAUCAGCUGCUGACAGAAAUGCUGCCUCUUUCUGCUACUGUUGGCGAUGCUGAUUUGACUGCCUGAUAUUCUAAUAAUGUCAUGAAGUUCAACAAAUGUACAAUGAUCAAGUUGGAAGGUUAUGCAUAACUUUAAUAAAUAAAUGGUGCCAUGACACAUUCAAAAAGGAAAA
Plectropomus leopardus (leopard coralgrouper) is the source of this 6526-nucleotide messenger RNA. RefSeq names its product Rho guanine nucleotide exchange factor 12a (gene arhgef12a). Lineage: Eukaryota; Metazoa; Chordata; Actinopteri; Perciformes; Serranidae. Gene Ontology annotation, cellular component: cytoplasm. Gene Ontology annotation, biological process: intracellular signal transduction; G protein-coupled receptor signaling pathway. The record is from RefSeq and is a predicted model, not a curated record. Gene Ontology annotation, molecular function: G protein-coupled receptor binding; guanyl-nucleotide exchange factor activity.